AUGGAUGACCCUCGUGGAAACCGUCGUGCCCACGACAGUAAAGCGGGGCCGGCGUGGCCCUGCCUGCCGCCUGCAGCUCAGCCCAGAGAGCGGGGGCUGCCUGCCGUCCUAAACCCGCGGGCUCAUCCGGGAUGGCUGCGGGCCCCUCCAACCUCCCUUCCCCCUCCUCCCCCGCAGCCGGGGGAGGGACUGGGCGCGGGCCCGGCAGCUCUGGCAGGAUGUAUCACUUUCGCUUUGCCGAGGACAAGGCCGGGCAGCGGCGGCAUGGCUCAGGGACUCCUUCCCCUGCUCCUCGUGUCUGUUUUAAUUACUGAAACGCAGUGCAAAAAUUAUACUGAAGCUGUAACACGUGUGGCACACAAUAAAUUAAUUAAAAGGAGGAUCAUUGCUAAAAGGGAGAUAAAGUGUAACCUGGAUGAAUACAAUUCAGGUGUCAAGUGUUGCAAGAAAUGUGAACCUGGUUUUGUUAAAAAUAUUGACUGCCCAACAAAUAUUAGCAAGCACUGUGUUCCCUGUGAAAAUGGAAAGGAAUACAUAAAUCACGUCAAUGAUUUGGAAAAGUGUUUGCGAUGCACUUCAUGUGACAGGACAUUUGGUUUGGAGGUUGCAAAGAACUGUACCCCAGUACAGAAUACAGAAUGCGUCUGUGCAAAAAACUAUUUUUGCAAUUCUUCUUUACCAUGUACACACUGUGAUGCCUGUACCAUAUGUGAAAGUGGAAUGAUUGAAAAACAGUGUACUCCAAGUUCAGACACUGUGUGCAGAAGCAAAGGAAAGCCAUUGUGGAUCAUUGGUCCUAUAAUCAUGUUAUUAGCAAUAGCUGGGAUAUUCUGGUACUGGAGGAAACGUAAGAGUCGUACUAGCAAGCAGAACCAAAAUGAAGUAGUCCCCAGAGAAACUCCUUAUACAGAGUUUGAGUCUUUAAACAGCAAAGAUGUUGACCUGAGUAGCCAUGUGGCUUGUAUUGUGGGAGAGAUGACACUCCAAGAAAUCAAGAUAUUCGUUCGUCACCAUGGAGUAUCAGAACCUGUAAUAGAUCAAACUGUUCAGGACUAUAUAAAUGAUUCGUAUGAACUGAAGGUUAAGCUAUUUCAAGUGUGGUAUCAAGAGCACGGGAUAAAAGGAGCCUAUCGAACGCUAAUACGCAGCCUGAGAGAGUUGAAAAUGUGCGCUGCAGCUGAUAAAAUUGAGGAUAAACUAAAGCCAAUUCUUUCCAAGUGUCAAGAAGGGGGACAGCCUGAUAGUGAUGAUGCUGAACAAAGCAAAACCUAUGCUCAGGAAAGUACAAACUCCUAUAAUGAUAAUGCUGAACAAAGUAAAACCUACUCUAAUAGUUUGGAAGAGACACAGCACGUAAACAUUUGAAAUAUAUUUCUGACUGAAUUUGUAUUUUUUAAUAAAAUAAAUAACAAAGCU
Messenger RNA from Calypte anna (Anna's hummingbird), 1416 nucleotides. RefSeq names its product Fas cell surface death receptor (gene FAS). Gene Ontology annotation, cellular component: membrane raft; external side of plasma membrane; CD95 death-inducing signaling complex. The record is from RefSeq and is a predicted model, not a curated record. The transcript has 10 exons. Gene Ontology annotation, molecular function: protein binding; tumor necrosis factor receptor activity. Bases 1 to 1365 code for a protein of 454 amino acids. Gene Ontology annotation, biological process: extrinsic apoptotic signaling pathway in absence of ligand; motor neuron apoptotic process; activation-induced cell death of T cells. Lineage: Eukaryota; Metazoa; Chordata; Aves; Apodiformes; Trochilidae.